AUGCACACCCAAGGCCAUGGGCUGGCAACUAGUCAGCCUCUGUAUCAGCCACAGGCGCUGUCGGCGUCUCCAACUGCGGCGGGCGAGACGCCAGUAAUGCUGCCUCUCCAAGCCACCCCAACUCGACCUGCUACUAAUCUCGCCUCGCGCACUGGUGCUCGUCUCUCCAAAGGCGAAGAGCAACGCAUCGAAGAAGGUCGAUUGCCCCCUGUCAUGGAGCACGAAGAGAUGCCUGCGAUGCAUCGUGGCAGCGCAGCGUCGUCGUCUGGUUCCUCGGAUGAGGAUCUUAGCAACACCGCCGCCUCCUCCUCCACAGUCUAUGGGUAUCCGCCCUCCACCUACGAUGCUUCCGAUAACGCGGGAAAUUUUACGACUACUCCUACCUCCUCUGUCUCAGCCUAUACUCCCUCGAGUGGCUUCUCGAGUCUAUCGUCGUGGAAUUCAUAUGGAACCCGGCCUCGCGGAGGCAGCGGCUCACUCAACGCGGCCAGCAUGGACAGGACCUUUUCCGCCGUCGAUCCACAAACUGCGGCCGCAGACCUGCGUGGCGUAAGACCAACCGGGCCUCUCAGGACACCCUCGAAUACCUAUGCUCCUCCACGACGGCCGCCGCAAUUGUCGGCGCUCAAUUCAAAGCGCAUGCAUUCGUCAAGUACGAUGAGACCCUCCAGAAGAGACCCCAAUGCCCAAUACAAGGCGCAAGAGAAAGCAUACGUACAGCGUAUGAGACAACAGCCUCAAGACUGGUUGGAGAGCGACCCUCGGACGCCCAGCAUUGGCUAUAGCACAGACGAUGAGACUGAUGAUGAAUCCCCAUCCACCGAGCACCCUUUCGAUGAUCCCUAUGACCCUGAAACAUUGAUGUUCUUGGGUAACGAGGACAACCUACAGCCCUCCGAGGAAGAACUACAAAAUCCGCAGAACAGAGAACGUCUGGAGUGGCAUUCAAUGCUGGCUUCAGUACUCAAGGGCGAUGUGGUCAAGCAGGAAAAGCAACGGUUGAUCGGGACGACGGAACAAAAAACAAGGACAGAAAUCGGCUCGGAGAUCUGGAUAGGCGCCCGAGCAAAAUACUAUGGACGGCCGCUCCUGAUGCAGAAGAAGCUUAUCGAAGAGAGUCGAAAGGACCUUGCUCCGGUCAUUGAAAGCAUCAUCGCCUUUGAGAUCAAAGGUGAAACAGUGGUGGGAAAGUCUCCCCUGGAGCAGGUUGAGGAAGCGGUCUCCAAGAUCGAAAAGUGUGAAUGGCUCUAUUCGUCGAGAAGGGAGUUGGAAACCGCUCAGACCCGGGCUGCCUCUGAGGCUUUCCAGGAAAGUUGCGACGCCAUUGUCUCCUGGCACAAUAUCACUCAAUCAAUCAAUACCGAGCUUGCAGUGCUUCAGGCCUGGGUCGGCAACCCAGAACUCGACUUCAGCAAACAGAAACGACGGUCAAGUCACGAUGGCGAACUUUCGGAUGAGUCCUCCUUCGUGGACCGCAUCCUCAAGGAGGAUGGUCUGAAGUCUCUGCAAGGUGAGAAGAGCAUGUUCAAGGGAAUUGGUCAAGUCAUCAACAAAGCCAAGAGCACUCUGAUUGAGAAUGCCGAAGCUUUUGCAGCGCGCCAUCUACCUCCGUACAUCGAAGAACUCUUGACCCUGAUCAAUUUUCCCUCGAGAUUGAUACAGGAAAUCAUCCGCAUGCGUUUAUCUUAUGCCAGGAAGAUGAAGGAGUCGGCUCAGCAGUCCGUGAUGAUCAUCGAUCAGAUGAUCUCGCAAUUUCAGAUCCUGAUGCGCCUUGCUUGUCUGAUCAAGCAGCAGUACCUCGCCAUUUCGCAUCCGCAGCCUGGGUGGGAUUUGCCUCCAUGUAUUGACGAGUCGUUCGACUCGGUGAUCGUGGACGCUCUGAAGUUCUACUUCAAGAUGCUUAACUGGAAACUCGGUGCCAACAAGAACACUUUCCGGGAAGCCGAAAUUCUUGAACAGGAAUGGGGCUUCUCAAACGAAAUAGGUCGCCAACUCGAAGGCGGAGACAUCGAAGUCGCAGAACAAUUCAGCUCUUUGACUGCCAAGUCGUUGCUUCGGCUUACAGCUUCCUUUGAGCGUGAACUACGCUCGAAGCCUGACGAAAGUGCUCUAGAUAUGGAGAAGCGGUACAAGACUAUCCUGGACUCGGUCCGUGUGCGGCAAAGGAAACUGUUUCGGUUUUCACGGAUUCUGCGCCAACGCUUCGAAAAUGCCACCGAGUUCAAUCUGGGCAUGGACGCAGAGCAACUACAAAACUUUUGUGAAUCGUUGACCAUGUCUGACCACAUUCUUCUGGAUGUCGGUCCUAGCAGUCCGAAAGGGGUUUAUUUUCUAGCAUCUCCUUCGCUCUGGGGCAGGCCCAAGGAGAUCCAGUCCAUCUUGGGAACGUCUUUCCAUGCUGACGAUGCGCCGGAAGAUCCUUCCAACCCCUACAUUUUGGUGAUCCAUCCAGAAGAUCCCAUCGUCUGGGAGGGCCAAAGAAUGGACGUCGACGUUCUCGAACUCCCCAACGAUGUCCGACUCGGACGGCUCCGACUCGUGGCUGACGGUUCGUCUCUGCGACUGCAAGGUGCUAGAAUGGAAUUUGCGAACGCUGUUGGCCAUGAUCUAGAUGUUGUCAUCGAACAAAGAGCCAACCUCUCAAGAGUCAACCAGGAAUUGGGCAAGAUCAAGAAGACGACCUUCAAGCUAUCAAAUACCAUCAUGGAAAGCGUCGAGGUGAUUCGAUCCCAAAAUGGUGGCAUUGCAAGCCCUGAACUGGUCCAGUCGUGCUUCGCUUUCGCGACCGAGUUUGGAAAACGCUCCCUCACUUACAUGGACGCCAACCGUCGAAUGAUGAACAACUUGAAGCUGACCAGGUUGGCUUUGGAUUGGAUCAGCUUCAUCUGCGAUGAUUGUGACGCCGCUGACCGAAAAACGUUCAAGUGGGCCGUGGUGGCAUUGGAAUUCGCCAUGGCGAUGACUCGGGGCCGAAAUGUGUUGGAUAUCAGCGAAGAAGACUACAGAAGGAUCCGAGUUAAGGUGGCAGGUUGCAUGUCUGUCCUCAUCUCCCAUUUCGACAUCAUGGGUGCGAGGUCUACGUUGGCAGCACAGCAAGAGAAGUCAAGGAUGGAGGCGCUGUCUGGAAUAAACAAACGGCUUGACUUUAACAAGCUCAGAAACGACGAAGACUGCCGCCAGGAGAUGACGGAGCUGAGAGUGUCACAACUCUGCGCCAUCGACCAAGCUCGCGAAGAACGCGGCACGAAAACGUCGCUCGGCCGUGUUUUGGAAGGAUCAAAUGAGGCAGAUCGAUCCCUCACAUUCCUGUCCUCUUCCGCCACCAACAUCACCAUGAGAUGGCAACAAGGACAGUUCGUUGGCGGCGGCACAUUUGGCUCUGUAUACGCUGCCCUUAACCUCGACACCGGUACCUUGAUGGCCGUCAAGGAGAUUCGAUUGCAAGAUCCCCAGCUCAUUCCUACCAUCGUGAAGCAGAUUGGCGACGAAAUGGGCGUCUUGGCUGUCCUGGAUCAUCCCAACAUUGUGUCGUACUACGGUAUUGAGGUGCAUCGAGACAAAGUCUAUAUCUUCAUGGAGUACUGUUCAGGUGGCUCGGUAGCUGGUCUUCUCGAGCAUGGCCGCAUUGAGGACGAGACUGUGAUUAUGGUCUAUGCCUUGCAAAUGCUUGAGGGGUUGGCGUAUUUGCAUUCAGCUCACAUUGUGCAUCGCGACAUCAAGCCCGAAAACGUACUACUCGACCACAACGGAGUUAUCAAAUAUGUUGACUUUGGAGCGGCCAAGAUCAUCGCCCGACAAGGCCAGACGUUGAUGGCUGCGGAACCGCCAAAACGUAUGGCAGCCGAAGGGCCUCAUAUGGCCAACAACGGACCCGCGGCACGACAGCCGCAGAAAACCAUGACGGGAACUCCCAUGUACAUGUCACCGGAAGUGAUUCGAGGAGAUGGACCGGCGACGUCGCGAUUCUCUGGGGCGGCCGACAUCUGGUCGCUUGGUUGUGUCAUUCUUGAGAUGGCUACAGGUCGUCGACCUUGGUCAACACUCGAUAAUGAGUGGGCGAUCAUGUACAACAUUGCUCAGGGCAACCCGCCUCAACUGCCGACAGAAGACCAGCUCAGCCCAAGCGGCAUUGACUUUUUGAAGAAGUGCUUCGAACGUGACCCCGCCAAGCGAAGUUCGGCGGCCGAACUGCUACAGCAUUCAUGGAUUGUGGAAAUCCGUAAGUUGGUGGUGGAUGAACCGGAUGUCCAGACCCCGAGGAGCGAUUCUAGUGGAGGCGUAUCUCUACCAAGUCGACACAAUUCUAGUGUAAUGUGA
This is a messenger RNA of Exophiala spinifera, 4317 nucleotides long. RefSeq lists its product as uncharacterized. The record is from RefSeq and is a predicted model, not a curated record. Gene Ontology annotation, biological process: protein phosphorylation; stress-activated MAPK cascade. Gene Ontology annotation, cellular component: cytoplasm. The transcript has a single exon. NCBI's taxonomy places the organism in Eukaryota, Fungi, Ascomycota, Eurotiomycetes, Chaetothyriales, Herpotrichiellaceae. Gene Ontology annotation, molecular function: ATP binding; MAP kinase kinase kinase activity. The coding region runs from base 1 to 4317 and encodes 1438 amino acids.